GCGAACUAAAGUUUUCUCUCUGUUUUCAGGACGGUUUGCUUUUUGGGCUUUGACUGGGCCCAUGGGCGGGCUGAAGGGAAAAGGGACGACCGGAAACGCAUCCACUGAGGGGAAGAGGCGAAAAGAAAACGCAGGGAUCCAUUCUAGAAGGCCUUUGGUCCCUGUCCAUCCAGGGUGACUCCGGCUUUGGAGCCCAUGGAGCCAGCUGCCUACUUGCACUUCCCGCCAGACUCCCUCCUCUUCGGCUCGCUGCUCAGCCUGUUUGCACUGGUCUCAGCCCAGUUUGCUGUCGUGGGACCUGCCGAUCCAAUCCUGGUUAUGGUGGGAGAAAACACCACAUUACACUGCCACCUGUCUCCAGAGAAAAACGCCAAGGACAUGGAGGUGCGCUGGUUCCGGUCUCAGUUCUCCCCUGCCGUGCUCGUGUAUAAGGGUGGGCGAGAAAAAACCGAAGAGCAAAUGGAGGCGUACCAGGGAAGAACGACGUUCGUGAGUGGGGAACUCAGCAAGGGGAGAGUGGCGCUGAUCAUUCACAACGUCACAGCCCACGAACAUGGCAUUUAUCACUGUUACUUCCAAGAAGGCAGGUCCUACAACCAGGCCAUCAUACGGCUGAUGGUGGCAGGCCUGGGCUCUCUGCCCGUGGUUGAAAUGAAGGGCUACGAGGACGGAGGCGUCCUGCUUGAAUGCACCUCUGCGGGGUGGUUCCCGCAGCCGUUCGCGGUGUGGAGGGACCCCGUGGGUGAGGUCAUGGCCACGCUGGAGGAGGCUUACACGGCUGAAGACGACGGCCUCUUCUCAGUCGCCACCUCCGUGAUCGUCAGAAACAGCUCGGUGAGAAACGUGUCAUGUUCCGUCACCAACGCCUUACUCGGCCAGGAGAAGGAAACCGUGAUGUUUAUUCCAGGGGCAGAGGUAGGACAGUUCCCUAUCAGAAAUUCCAUCCACAAAUACUUCUUCAUCGACGUGUCUUACGUUUAA
This is a messenger RNA of Echinops telfairi (small Madagascar hedgehog), 981 nucleotides long. It is a transcript of the gene BTN2A2, whose product is annotated as butyrophilin subfamily 2 member A2. Gene Ontology annotation, cellular component: external side of plasma membrane. Gene Ontology annotation, molecular function: signaling receptor binding. The record is from RefSeq and is a predicted model, not a curated record. The transcript is spliced from 5 exons. NCBI's taxonomy places the organism in Eukaryota, Metazoa, Chordata, Mammalia, Afrosoricida, Tenrecidae. Bases 196 to 981 code for a protein of 261 amino acids. Gene Ontology annotation, biological process: T cell receptor signaling pathway; regulation of cytokine production.